Molecule: messenger RNA, 5383 nt
Organism: Orbicella faveolata
Lineage: Eukaryota; Metazoa; Cnidaria; Anthozoa; Scleractinia; Merulinidae
Molecular function (GO): calcium ion binding
Source: RefSeq, a predicted model, not a curated record
UAAAAUUCUAUACCAUAAUGCAAUUGGCAAUACCCCACUUCAUGUAAGAGGUAACAGAGAAUGCCCUAUUUGACAGUGGUUCGAUUUUCGCGCUUUCCUGGGGAUUCAAGAGGUAGUAAACAAGAGAAAAACAAAAGUUAUCAUUCCCGUUGCCAUGGCAACGCGAUUUUUAUAGAUCACCUCGUCCAAUAAAGUGCCUCGCUGACGUUAAAUUAUUAAAAAUAGUCAAAAAAUUCAUUUGUCAAUGGAAAGGUAAAUAGUAAAAGAUGUGUAUUCCAACGAAAAAUUUUUUUCCAUUUUUCCACCAAAUUUCAGGUAGACCCCCGCCUUAAGAAUCUCGAAACUUUUGGCUGAAUGGAAAGCGCUUUUGGACAACCGCACAACCAGUACUGGGGGAUCCAAGACUUGGAUCCCCCAGUACUGGUUGUGCGGUUGUCCCGACGCCGAACACUCAUCGCUCGUGCCAGACCCCUGAAGGCCUCUAACCUGUUGUAACAUAAGGGUCGCCAAGUUAGUUGGGCAUAUAGAUAUAUCUCCUCAUCCAUCUUUCAGUUUACUUUGCCGACAAAGCAGUAGCUUGCCCUUUUUAUUACGUUGAAAAUUUGAUCAAGUUAAGCUUAUUCAGCACAUUGCUCGAAACUUUUGUUGGCUCGAGAGCGGUGGAACCAUCCAACAUGGACAGAAUUUGGAAGUCGAGCUUCUUUCUGCUUACAAUCGCCUUCUUCGAUAUUUUAGCAGUUUCAGCAGUUGACAGACUUCCCACAGUAGAUAAAGCGAAAUAUAAAACUUAUUUACGAAAGUUUGCGAGCAAUCGGAAUCACUAUAAAGCUGAUGCUAGGCAGAACUUGGAAAAUGCAACACAGUAUGUCAAGGAGAAGUUUGAGAGUGCCGGACUCACAGUCAGUUUGCAGAAUUUCACCACAAGUGUUACAACAACUGGGCAGAGUGUCAGUGGUACCAAUGUAAUUGGAAUACUAAAAGGUCAGUUCUUCAACACAGCAAAUGAUGAAGUCAUUGUGCUUGGGGCACACCUUGAUACAAGAGGAAUUUUACAUGAAGGAGUAAAUAAUGAUGGGUCUGGUCUAGCUGCAUUGAUAUCCUUAGCUGAGGAUCUCACUGGAAAGGACAGAUGUGUGCAGAACCACAGCAUUCUGUUUGUUGCAUUUGAUCGUUCAGAAACCUUUGAUGUGCAGCAAGGGCAUGCUGUAUGUAACAAGAGCUGUGGAAGCACAGCUUUUGUCAGCGAUAUAAAUGCUGUAAUUCCACAUGGAUCAGUCAAGACUGCCAUUAUUAUGGAUUGUAUAUCAAACUUUAACCUUGAUGCCAAUAGCCAGAAAAUUUAUGAGAAACCCAUCAAGGAUUACUUCAGUACCUUUUUUCUUGAUCAAGGGGACCUCUACUUGAAUAAAGGAAGCUAUCUUGCAGUGGUUGGCAGAGAAGAUGAAAAGGACCUCUUGACCAAAUAUGUUGAUCAAUUUAAUGAAGUGAAGAAGACAACGUAUGAUCAAUACCGUGUGUUUGAUUUCAUGUGGAACUUCAAGGGGAAACCAACUGGCAUAAAUUUGACAAAUGUAGAAACUGCAUUUGAAAAGUCUGAUACAUUAAGUUUUUGGGAUGCCAACAUCAAGUCUAUACUACUGACAGAUACCUGCUAUCAACGCGACCCACUAUUUAGCUGCCAAUCUAGUUCUAAUUGUGAUAACUAUUUGACAGCUUCAAGGGAUGAUAAUCUUGGCUUCAUGUACAAUACUGUGACUGCAGCAAAAAACCUGACCAAGUUUUUAGUUUGCUCUGACUCAGAUAUCAAUGAAUGUACACAAGGAACUGCCAAGUGCUCAAAAAAUGCAACUUGUACUAAUACAUUUGGCUCAUACAAGUGCAGCUGCAAGAAUGGUUACAGUGGAAAUGGCUUCACUUGUGAUGAUAUUGAUGAAUGUGCACAAGGAGAUGCCAAGUGUUCGAAGGAGGCAUAUUGCGUUAAUUUACCGGGUUCCUACAGUUGCAACUGCAAGGAAGGGUUUAGUGGAGAUGGCUUCAACUGUGUUGCAUCUGGGACUACAACUGUUGCUGCCAUAUUCUGUCAUGUUGUGAUGCUUGUAGCCGUUGGUUUGCUGGAAUUCACAGUGUAGAUGUGAUCAUGUUUUUACGGGGAAAUCUCAAGUGGAAUUUCGAUAGUUUCUAUAUUAAAUGGCAGCAGAACUUCUCAUCCAGCAACCUACAGUAUCAAUCUUUGAAAACUUCACAACUGCCAUUUAAAUUUCCAUUUUCCAUUUCUGACAUUGGCAUUUCUUUUUAAAUGUACUGUUGACUUGUGCAACUGGCAAAUUCAAGCACUGGGUGUAAAUCACUCAAAGUCGAGACCGGUUCUUGUUGGGCACUUUCCAUUUGACCUACAAGCAUGCUAGUUUGAUUUUCCAGACCUUUCCAGUGGCAAAUGGAAAAGCAUAUUCUGGAAUUUCCGGAAAAGAGAAAUACAUGUACCCAAAUUAAUUUUAGAAAUUUUCGGCUUUUCUGGAAAUCUUUCAGGGAAAUUUACAUAACCAUCACAUGCUCCUGUUUCAAAAGUUCCAGAAUUCUUGGUUGAACGGAAAGUGUCUAUUGUUUACCUUCAAACGAAUUUAUGAAUCGGAGUUUGUUGUUGUAAUGAUAUUAUUUUACUAAUAGGCCUCAUUAAAUCAAGAAAAAGUAUAGCAAUUGAUUAGUAAGAAUCACACCAGGAGGGGGUACUACCAGAAAAACUGGGUGGGGAUGUGCGGCUGGCUUCCCAAAACCCUUACCCUAUUGAUGACGAAAAUCUGCAAUUGUGUUCAGACCAAUGUUAAAUUGCCGUAAGCAUAAUUUGUCAUGGGCUUUCAUUGAUGGUCUUAUCGAUAAUGAUGAAAAGGUAGCUUCUAAUGUUGAAAACAUACUGAUAUCAAGGCUAGAGUGCAAAAACCAUACCCUAUUCAAAAUGGCCAGAAUCGAUACCCUGAUACCAAAACUGCUGAAAAACCGUACCCUUUGGGGCCGCACAUACCUGUAUAUCCCAUAUAAGGGGGUACCCCUCCCCUCUCCCUGGUAUCAUGCUACAUCUUUACUUGGUUUUCACACAGAGGUAUUUAUUAGAAUUUUUACUUGGCAUAAAGUUCUUUAUUGCACAGUUUUUACGACCAAUAAUAUUAGUAUAUUUGUAGAAUUAUAUCACUUGAAAUCACAAAAGUGAUAUUUUGAUGACUGAAUUGAAAACAUUUUUAGUUGAAAUAUUAGUACUGUAGUUCAGGUUUUAAGUUUUAGAAUUAGUACUAGCAAUGUGGCAUCUGAAUCAAAUGAUUAUCAUUUUCAAUUUUUUUUUACAUCUAAAGUGAUUAGUAUCUGAUUGCUUGCCAUGAUAUACCUGGUAGUUUUAAAAUAACUGAAGCCAACAUGGUUCAGAAUAAGUAAUUGAAUGAUAACAGGGUGAUCAGGGCUUUCCACAGUUCUCGUCAAAUUUGUCCAAUACACAUCAUCACAUAUUGUACAAUCAAUGAUUGAUUGACUGUAAAUCAAUUGAGUGAUCAAUUAAUUAGUAAGGCAGUGAGUAAGUCAGUCAGUCAGUUAUUAUGGUAUUGCGAUUUUCUAGCACUCGACAUUUUAAUGUCAAUUAGUCAGUAGUCUACAUGACUCGGUAGAGAACGAUUUAUUUAAAUUAGUUAGUAAAUCUACCAGGCAAUGAAUCUUGUAUAAUUGAGUCUGAAGAUGGUAUAGAAUAAAUCCGAAAUGUAAUAUCACUAAUUCUCCUUGCAUCUGCUGUCUUUAUUAAUGCAGUUACUCGGAUUAACCUUUAUCCUUUAUGUAAAUAACAAGGUCCUGCAUAUUAGAACGUUAAGAGGCCCUUUAUUUCAAGGGAGUUUCCCGUUCGGAAAUAGAACACUCCAAACUCGUCCCGAGGGCGCUUUUUCCUUUAAAGUUUCGGAAGGGCGGGAAAAGCCAAGGAGAAAAAAAUGGUAAAUGCAAACAAACAAACAAAGAAAUAAAAUAAAACGAAUACAAUUUCCUCAAAUAAUUUUGAGCAGAUUUCGUUUGGGGGGUUGACGUCGCCGACAUUUUCCCCAUCGAAAUUUAUUCUUCCUGAAUUACUUUAUUUGGAUCAUAUUAUCAAGGGACCAAUGGUCACUUCGCCCCAUGGUCAUUUCGCCCCCAGUCACUUCGCCCCAUAAUCGAAGUCACUUCGCCCCAUACAGAAGUUACUUCGCUCCAUGAUAUAAUUAAAGUGUAUAUAUGCCCUACAAUAUUGUCUCUCUUUGCCUAACUGAUGUUAUAGUCGUUCCAUUUAUAAAUGCGAUGUUGAUGACAUGUUUGUAAUAGCUAGUUUCACUCGCCCCAAUCUCUCUUUGUCCCCCACGCAAUGCCGAUGUUGUUAAUGCACUCGUUGGUAAUUCGCGCUCGUUGAUCGAUGGCCGAUCGAAUUUCAAAAACUGUAACCCUGUAGAGUAUAAAUUGCAUAUAAAAACCUUCUGUUAAACAUGUUCGUAGUUAAAGGACUUAAAAAGCGAGCGAGAUCUUGGCGUAGUUAUAGUGCGAUUGUGUCCAAAUAUCUUUGUUUGAUUACGCGCGUUGUUUAGUGUUCACUUGUAGCACUUCCAUAGCAACAAGUCAAACAAAGUCCGUUGAUCGAUCGAUGGCCGAUCGUAUUUGAAAAACUUUGAAAACCAUCCACGGCUUUACGCGCGUUGUUUAAUAAACUGCCCUCAAAACCUUUUUUAUUGAGUCUAAAUGUAUUUGAUUUAUUGCGCGUGUAAUUGUACAGAACUUCUGUUAAUGAAGACUAUUGUUGUUUCCUUGCCACACGUACCCACGUACCCACGCGUAAUGUGUGAACUUAUGCCAAUUCAAGACUUUUCAAUUCGAGGCUUUUUUUUGGCACAACGCGCCGACCUUUCAAAGACUUGUUUAUUUGAAAAUUCGGAACACGACCUUAGCCAGAAUCAGUACGAGCACGUCAGCAAGGCCUCCAAUGUGAUGGUUGUUUUCGUUGCCAACAUCGUACUUGUGGAACGGGAAUCUCCCAGUGUGGUUACCGUUUUGCUGUGCAAACUGGUGCUUCCAUCGACUGGCGCUGUGCUACCUGCCUGUCCAUACGCAGGGAGGCCAAACUUACUGCCCUGCAGAUCCGCCUUGUUUCUGACAGGAAACUCAAAAGAAUCCAGCAACGAAAGUACCGCGACCUCCAGACCAAACUGUUCGACUUGUGGGACGAAUACAAGGCCAACGAACGGUCAGCCAAGCGGUUGCUGAAACCCUGCUCUUACCUGAAUGCACCGAGGGACUAGGCCGAUAAACCAAACAAACAAAAACUCAAACGGCUCCUUUAGGAGCCACCAAAUAAAAUAAAAGCAAUGAUCAACAAUGCAGUACAUAGAAUACA